Spinacia oleracea (spinach) is the source of this 1726-nucleotide messenger RNA. RefSeq lists its product as uncharacterized. Lineage: Eukaryota; Viridiplantae; Streptophyta; Magnoliopsida; Caryophyllales; Amaranthaceae. Gene Ontology annotation, biological process: meristem maintenance; meristem development. Bases 134 to 1726 code for a protein of 530 amino acids. The transcript has 5 exons. The record is from RefSeq and is a predicted model, not a curated record.
CGCUUCCGAAUGGGAUCAGGAUGUCAUUGGGUGCGUUCGACUAUAUAUAGGGGCUAGAUACGUCCCUAUUUUCCACCACUCUCAAUUUCUUUCUCUCUUUUUUGCUGUGUUUUAAUUACUCAUUGCUUUUGCCAUGUCGACCCCUAUUUUCUCACUCCAACGGACUGUUAGGCGUUGGCUACGAGCCCUUACUCCCACAGAAAAGGCUUUGUUAAAAGAAUACCACUUAGAGGCACUUUUAGGCUUACAACAAAUUAAUAUUGAUUAUAACUUUCUCCAUGCUGCCCUAAACUUUUGGGACUCCGAUCAUCAUGUUUUUGCCUUUCGGGGCAACGAAAUAUGUCCUUUGCCAGAUGAAUUUGCUGCGAUCCUUGGUUAUCCUACUAAUGCUACUCCUGCUACCCCUGGCACUAUUGAAGAGGGUAAAACAACCAUAGGGGCUUUCCUAGGACUAGAUGAUAACAUGUUUGCUGAAAUUGUUGUAGGUAACGAGGUUAACUUGGCAAAACUUGUAAAACAUCACUUUAGGCCUAGUAAGAAUAUGACCGAACAGAAAUUGAAUAUUCGAGUCCUUGUAUUUUGCUUGUUGAAUCACUAUUUGCUAUCGAAUAACAAUGGUGAGUUCGGUGACAUAAGGUUGAUCCCCUUGAUUAGCCAGAUGGAAAGUUGCUAUUCCAUUAUGCCGUUGGUUGUUGCCGAGACUUUGCUGAGUGCGGAUGAGUUGAAGAAGGAUGCCAAAUCUGAACAUUUUAAGGGAAGCCCCCUAUUACUGCAGAUUUGGCUCGUGGAACGGCUUAGACUUUUGGAAGCUCCUGCCGAUCCUAAACAUUAUCGCCCUAUAGCCUUGGGUAACCGAAAAUACUUGCACCAAGGCCAGGGCGAGGCCGAAUGGACCUCCUUUUUUAAUUAUGGCAUUUGUUCUAUUAAGUGGGUGGUACCAUGGUGGGGUUUGACUACUAUGACAGGGGGUUCUGACGUAUCGGUUUAUGUUUCUUUGUUGGGGCUAUCCCGUCCCAUUUAUAUUUUCCCUUACCGAGUCAUGCGUCAAUAUGGUUUAAGGCAAACUAUCCCCUUUUCUGAUACGGUACCACCUAAGGUAGCGGCCUUUUCACAAACACGGGUUCUAGCGUGGGCUAAGUAUUAUGAUGGUCUCCCGCGUUGGGCCGUAGCUACAAAUGGCUUUGUGGGUCUUUCUGAAAACUACAAGUUGUGGAUGAGCUCCGAUGAUAAAGAUGUGAGGGCCGAGGCUCGUAAUGGGGAGCCGGCUGAGCUUUUGAUACCUCGUAUUCGUGUUAAGUAUGAGUGUCCUAAUUCUUCCAAACCUCUUAGUGGGUACCUUAGGCGCAAUUCACUUUUUUAUGUUGGUAGUCACCAAAUUAAGUUGAAGGUUGAUGGACCACGUGAUUAUUGUUACUGCGGAGCUCUUGUGUCAAGGCUAAGUGCUUGGACUCAUGACAAUCCAUGUAGAAAAUUCAUUGCUUGCAACACUAUAUGCCAGAGGGAUGUCAUAAACCAGAUGUUGUUGGAGAACCGAUUGAUGAAAAUUGAGAUGAAUGCUAUGAACAAAGAGAUUGAAGAGUUGAGCUACCCGAAAAGGAGGUUCAUGAAUGAGGUUGGAAAGCACAAUAUGAAUGGGGGAGAAGAUCAUAUGGUACUAUUCAUGGGUGCCUUGAUAUUUGUAGUCAUUGUAGUUGCAGUAGUGGAUUUGUUAUUCGAGUAUUAUUAG